Molecule: messenger RNA, 1981 nt
Organism: Vicia villosa (hairy vetch)
Lineage: Eukaryota; Viridiplantae; Streptophyta; Magnoliopsida; Fabales; Fabaceae
Product: AP2-like ethylene-responsive transcription factor AIL5
Exons: 8
Coding region: 246-1763 (505 amino acids)
Biological process (GO): regulation of DNA-templated transcription
Molecular function (GO): DNA-binding transcription factor activity; DNA binding
Source: RefSeq, a predicted model, not a curated record
AGAUUGUUGUGUGGGAUAUUUACACCUACAAACCUCGUUUUUCGAGCAACCCUAAGCAAGCAGGAGAGCAUAAGCUUAGAUGAGUCAUUUUCUCUCUCUUGACCACCUCUAUAUCUGUGUCAUAAUCUCACACUUCUUCAUCAACCUUUCUUCUCUCUCAUCUCACACAUAGAUAAUAGAUUCUAUACAAUUUCGCAGUUUCCAAAGAAAACCAUCUUUCACCUUCCUAUAAAACAACAACAACUAUGGACUCAUCCUCCUCUUCACCCCCCACAAACACCAACAACACCUCCCUAGCUUUCUCUCUUUCCAACCACUUCCCUAAUCCUCCACACUCCUCUUCCUCUCACCUCUCUCUCUUCCACUCCUUCACCCCUUAUCCUCCCCCAACUCCAUCUCUCACCCUCACAGGUUCACCGGAGCCAACUGACAGAGGAACCACCAACCUCUCCAUAUUCAGCGGCGGAAACAAGCUCGAGAAUUUUCUAGGAAACUCCACCGCCACAACAAGAACCACCACAUAUGCACCCACAGAACUUCACCGUCUUUCCACCGACAUAUACGAUUAUGAACUGAAAAAAACCAUAGCCGCUUGCUUCCCUCAUGGCUACCCUACCGAACCAAACUCCGAACCUCCCAAACCUUCCCCCAAGAAAACCGUCGACACCUUCGGCCAACGCACCUCCAUUUACCGCGGCGUCACCCGACAUAGAUGGACGGGGAGAUAUGAAGCUCAUUUAUGGGACAAUAGUUGCAGAAGAGAAGGACAAAGUAGAAAAGGAAGACAAGUUUAUUUAGGUGGUUAUGAUAAGGAAGAGAAAGCAGCUAGAGCUUAUGAUCUUGCUGCUCUUAAGUACUGGGGUCCAACUACCACUACCAACUUUCCAAUUUGUAACUAUGAGAAAGAGCUUGAUGGCAUGAAGAACAUGACUAGACAAGAGUUUGUUGCUUCUCUAAGAAGGAAGAGCAGUGGUUUUUCAAGAGGAGCAUCAAUUUACCGAGGAGUAACAAGACACCACCAGCAUGGUAGAUGGCAGGCAAGGAUAGGUAGAGUUGCCGGAAACAAAGACCUUUACCUUGGCACUUUCAGCACACAAGAAGAAGCUGCUGAAGCUUAUGAUAUAGCAGCAAUCAAAUUCAGAGGACUAAAUGCAGUUACAAACUUCGACAUGAGUCGCUAUGACGUUAAAAGCAUCGCAAAUAGUUCUCUUCCCAUAGGCGGUUUAUCUAAUAAAAACAGCAAAGUUUCUACAGAUCAUUCUUUAUCAGAAAGCAAAAGCAUUGAUGUUGCAAGUAUAUCAGAUGAAAGAACUCCGUCCACAGCCUUUACAAUAACUCAGCAGCCUUCAAAUUCUACAUUAAGUUUCGCGAUUCCGAUAAAACAAGAUCCUUCUUCAGAUUACUGGUCCAAUAUUCUUGGAUUUAAUAGUAAUAAUAGCAAUAAUAAUCCUAGUCAUGCUGUUCUUCCAUCUUCAACACCCUUCAACAUGGAUUUUUCUUCGCAUGUACCUUCGAAUACAAAUGGCGAUAACAAUGGAGGCUUUUUCAGUGGAUCAGUUGUUCAGCAGCAACAAAAUGGAAACAAUUCUUCUUCUUCAUCAUCAUCAUCGUCAUCUUCAACAAGUUCGAUUCCAUUUGCUACACCGAUAUUUUCCUUAAAUAGUACUAAUAGUUAUGGAAACAACUGGAUCAAUAAUGGACACACAUUCCAAACACAUGCAAAACCAAGUCUGUUUCAAACACCAAUAUUCGGAAUGGAAUGAGCUCGCUCAUGCACCAGAUAGAAAAGAAGAUGAGAAUCUGUGCAUAUAAUAAUAAUAAUAACAACAAAUGAUGAAAGUGUUGAAGGACAAAGUGAUGUAGUGAUGGUAACAUGCAAUAGAAGCAGAAAAAGAUAAGGACUAGUCUUCAGUAGUUUCAUGAGAUAGCUAUGUUGCUGACACUAUGUACUACUAACUCAAAGUUCCUUUGUUUGUUUUAA